Molecule: messenger RNA, 1683 nt
Organism: Saccostrea echinata
Lineage: Eukaryota; Metazoa; Mollusca; Bivalvia; Ostreida; Ostreidae
Exons: 3
Coding region: 1-1683 (560 amino acids)
Molecular function (GO): protein dimerization activity
Source: RefSeq, a predicted model, not a curated record
AUGGCGGAUCGCCGAAACCUGGAAGUAAGCGAAAGUUACAAGAUGAAAAUGCAAUGGAAUCUCCUAGAAAGAAGUUUGCCAAAGAAAUUACACAAAAUGCAUUUGAAUGCUCAGCUCCAUUUGACUGCCAUAACAAAGUCUAAACUGGCCAAACAGCAACCACUCCAGAAGCUACUAGCCAGUAAACUUGACAAAGAUGAGCAAGAGAGACAACUUGAAACACUUGAAACACGGUUUCUCUGCAAUAUAGAAAUUUCUACACCCAAGGCAGAUGCAGAGACCAUAGUUAAUCAUGUGAUUACAGAGCUGAGAGUUAAAGGCCUAGAUGUGUCAAAACUUGUUGGUGUUGGAACUGAUGGAGCCAGUGUCAUGACAGGGAGGAAAAAUGGAGUUAUUGUAAGGCUUAAAGAAUACAGUCCAGCUUUAGUAGGGAUUCACUGUGCUGCACACCGAUGUGCCCUUGCUGCCUCACAAGCAUCAAAAUGUAUUCCUCAACUGAAAAAAUACUCAGAUACAGUGGCAAACAUUUUCUUUUAUUUCAGUGGAUCUGCACUACGAUCAAAUAAGCUUAGAGAAAUCCAAAUGCUGCUUAACCUUCCUACACUGAAAUUUGCUCAAAUUCACUCUGUGAGAUGGUUAAGUCUUCAGAAAUCAGUUGAAAUUCUCUAUAGGACUUACCCUGCCCUUCUUAUAGCCCUAGAGCAUGAAGGAACUACCAACCCAGCUGCAAGGGGGAUUCAUGCAGAAGUUUCCCAGUACAAUUUUAUUGCAAUUACUCAUAUGCUGAUGGACAUUUUGCCUUUCCUGGGUAGAUUGAGCCGUAUUUUCCAAACCAAGGACUUGGACCUGAGUAAACUUAGACCAAUAGUGGAAAGUACCUGUGAAGCUCUACUCGAUUUCAAAGAGGCUCAAGGAAUUUAUGUAGAUAAACUGGAGGAAUUUAUUACUAUAGAUGGGGAUGAAGUUACGUACAAUCGACCUGACAGUGAAAGCAAAAAAUCAGUUGUUCAAGAGGCCAUUGACACCAAUAUUGAUGGGUUUGAUGGAUUUGAGAGCUCUGAUGAAGAAAUUGAGGCAGGACAUGAUGGAGUUCAAGUCAGAUUCUUUUCUCAACAGAAAAACAUUCUCAGAUCUAUCAUGCCACAAUAUGUAGACAAUAUAGUAAAAAAUUUGAAAGACAGAUUUCAAGAAAGUGGAUUAAUAGAAAAAAUGCAAGUGUUACAACCCCUUCACAUCACUUCAGCUCACAAAAAAGGAGAGUUAGCAAAAUUUGGAAAUGAGAGUGUAGCUGUUUUAGCUGAACAUUUUGCUAUCCAAGGAAUAGAAACGGAACAAGUGCCUAUGGAAUACAAACAGUGCAAAAGACUUGUCAUAGGCUCUUUCUCAACGUCUUCCUUGAGUGAAGUUUGUGAGAAACUUGGUUCAGAAUAUGAGGAUAUCCUGCCAAACCUCAUCAAACUUGUUCAAUGUUGCACACUGUUGCCAGUGAACAGUGCUACCUGUGAGAGGGGGUUUUCCACCCAAAAUCGCAUCAAAUCAAGAUUAAGAACAAACUUGAAUAAUAACUCAGUGAAUGACUUAAUGAGGAUUUCAGAGGAUGGUCCUUCAAUUGAAAACUUUGACUUUGCAAAGGCCCUGAAAAUCUGGAAAGAUGAGAAAAAGAGAAAACUUUUUCAAUCUUAA